This is a messenger RNA of Nycticebus coucang (slow loris), 3181 nucleotides long. RefSeq names its product polycystin 2, transient receptor potential cation channel (gene PKD2). The record is from RefSeq and is a predicted model, not a curated record. Gene Ontology annotation, molecular function: potassium channel activity; calcium ion binding; signaling receptor binding. Gene Ontology annotation, biological process: detection of mechanical stimulus; release of sequestered calcium ion into cytosol; potassium ion transmembrane transport. Gene Ontology annotation, cellular component: membrane. The coding region runs from base 98 to 3007 and encodes 969 amino acids. The transcript is spliced from 15 exons. Lineage: Eukaryota; Metazoa; Chordata; Mammalia; Primates; Lorisidae.
CGGGCGGCGGGCCCCGGGAAGGAGAGAACAUGGCUCCUGGGGCCGACAGCGCCGAGCGCGGCGGGGCGCGCCCGCACGCCGGCCGCCAGUGACCGCGAUGGUGCACUCGAGCCGCGUGCAGCCGCAGCCGCCCGGGGACGCCCCGCGGCCGGCCGCGCCCCGAGCGCCGGGCCCGGGCCGGCUGAUGGCGGCCGGCGGGGCCCUGGGCGCCGGGCUGACCGCGGCGGGCGGCCUCCUGGAGCAGAGGGGCCUGGAGAUCGAGAUGGAGCGCAUCCGGCAGGCGGCCGCGCGCGACCCCCCGGCCGGGGCCUCGGCCUCCCCUUCGCCUCCGCUCUCGUCGUGCUCCAGGCAGGCGUGGAGCCGCGACAACCCGGGCUUCGAGGCCGAGGAGGAGGAGGAGGAGGAGGAGGUGGAAGGGGAAGAAGGGGGAAUGGUGGUGGAGAUGGACGUGGAGUGGCGCCCGGGCAGCCGGAGGUCGGCCGCGUCCUCGGGCGUGAGCUCCGCGGGCGCGCGGGGCCUGGGAGGCUACCACGGCGCGGGCCACCCGGGCGGGAGGAGGCGCCGGCCGGAGGACCAGGACCCGCCGUGCGCCGGCCCGGCCGGCGGCGGGGACCCGCUGCGUCGCCACCUCCCCCUGGACGGGCAGCCGCCCCGAGUGGCGUGGGCCGAGAGGCUGGUUCGCGGGCUGCGAGGUCUCUGGGGAACAAGACUCAUGGAAGAAAGCAGCACGACCCGGGAGAAAUACCUAAAAAGUGUCUUACGGGAACUGGUCACUUACCUCCUUUUCCUCAUAGUCUUGUGCAUCUUGACCUACGGCAUGAUGAGCUCCAACGUGUACUACUACACCCGGCUGAUGUCACAGCUCUUCCUAGACACCCCCGUGUCCAAAACCGAGAAAACUAACUUUAAAACUCUGGCUUCUAUGGAAGAUUUCUGGAAGUUCACACAAGGCUCCUUAUUGGAUGGAUUGUACUGGAAGAUGGAGCCCGGCAACCAAACCGAAGCUGACAACAGAAGUUUCAUUUUCUACGAGAACCUGCUGUUAGGGGUACCACGUAUACGGCAACUCAAAGUCAGAAACGGAUCCUGUUCUAUCCCCCAGGACUGGAGAGAUGAGAUUAAAGAGUGCUAUGAUGUCUACUCUGUCAGUAGUGAAGACAGGGCUCCGUUUGGGCCGCGUAAUGGAACAGCUUGGAUCUACACAAGCGAAAAAGACUUGAAUGGGAGCAGCCACUGGGGAAUCAUCGCAACUUAUAGUGGAGCUGGCUAUUACCUGGAUUUGUCAAGAACGAGGGAGGAAACAGCUGCCCAGAUCGCUAGCCUCAAGAAAAAUGUCUGGUUGGACCGAGGAACCAGGGCAACUUUUAUUGACUUUUCGGUAUACAACACCAACAUUAACCUGUUCUGUGUGGUCAGGUUAUUGGUUGAAUUCCCAGCAACAGGCGGCGUGAUUCCAUCUUGGCAAUUCCAGCCCGUAAAGCUGAUCCGCUAUGUCACUACUUUUGAUUUCUUCCUGGCAGCCUGUGAGAUUAUCUUUUGUUUCUUUAUCCUUUACUACGUGGUGGAAGAGAUAUUGGAAAUUCGCAUUCACAAACUGCACUAUUUCAGGAGUUUCUGGAAUUGUCUGGAUGUUGUGAUCAUUCUGCUCUCGGUAGUAGCUAUAGGAAUUAACAUACACAGAACAUCAAAUGUGGGGGUGCUACUGCAGUUUCUGGAAGAUCAAAAUACUUUCCCCAACUUUGCGCAUCUGGCGUACUGGCAAAUACAGUUCAACAAUGUUGCUGCUGUCACGGUGUUUUUUGUCUGGAUUAAGCUCUUCAAAUUUAUCAGUUUUAACAGGACCAUGAGCCAGCUCUCCACCACCAUGUCCCGGUGUGCCAAAGACCUCUUCGGCUUUGCUAUCAUGUUCUUCAUUAUCUUCUUAGCAUAUGCGCAGCUGGCGUACCUCGUCUUUGGCACUCAGAUCGAUGACUUCAGUACUUUCCAAGUGUGUAUCUUCACUCAAUUCCGUAUCAUUUUGGGCGAUAUCAACUUUGCAGAGAUUGAGGAAGCUAAUCGAGUUUUGGGACCAAUUUAUUUCACUACCUUUGUGUUCUUUAUGUUCUUCAUUCUCUUGAACAUGUUUUUGGCCAUUAUCAAUGAUACCUACUCUGAAGUGAAAUCUGAUUUGGCUCAGCAGAAAGCCGAAAUGGAACUCUCAGAUCUUAUCAGAAAGGGCUACCAUAAAGCUUUGGCCAAACUAAAACUGAAAAAAAAUACCGUGGAUGACAUUUCAGAGAGUCUGCGGCAAGGGGGAGGCAAGUUAAACUUUGAUGAACUUCGACAAGAUCUCAAAGGGAAGGGCCAUACUGACGCAGAGAUUGAGGCAAUAUUCACCAAGUAUGACCAAGAUGGAGACCAAGAACUGACUGAACAUGAGCACCAGCAGAUGAGAGACGACUUGGAAAGAGAGAGGGAGGACCUGGACUUGGAUCAUAGCUCUUUGCCACGUCCCAUGAGCAGCCGGAGUUUCCCCAGAAGCCUGGAUGACUCUGAAGAGGAUGAUGAUGAAGACAGUGGGCAUAUCUCCAGAAGGAGAGGAAGCAUCUCCAGUGGGGUAUCUUACGAAGAGUUUCAAGUCCUGGUGAGGCGAGUGGACCGGAUGGAGCACUCCAUCGGCAGCAUCGUAUCCAAGAUCGACGCCGUGAUCGUGAAGCUGGAGAUCAUGGAACGGGCCAAACUGAAGAGAAGGGAGGUGCUGGGAAGGCUGCUGGAGGGAGUGGCCGAGGAUGAAAGACUGGGUCGUGACAGUGAAAUCCACAGGGAACAGAUGGAACGGUUAGUGCGGGAGGAGUUGGAACGCUGGGAAUCUGAUGACGCCGCUUCCCAGAUAAGCCAUGGGUUAGGCACACCAGUGGGACUAAACGGUCAGCCUCGCCCCCGAAGCUCCCGGCCAUCUUCUUCACAGUCUAUAGAAGGCAUGGAAGGUGGAGGUGGAAAUGGGAAUUCUAAUAAUAUCCAUGUGUGAUCCCUGUAUGUUUGUAUGUGUGUUUCUAACAGGUGAGAGGGCAGCUGUCCUGAAUUGCUGUUCACAAGAACACUAUUUAUACGCCCUGACCACCAUGGCAUACUGAUGUGUGUGACCGAUUGUUAAUGUUCUGCACUUUAAUUUAUUUUGUGUAAAAUUUACCCAUGGAUCAAA